AUGGAUUCUUUUGAUGAACACGCCCCCGACUUUCGAAAACCUACGGCAAGAGUGGCUACCACCCAGUUACUGGUAGCGACACUCCUCGGGCUCUUUGCUGUACUUUCUUUCUCAUUCCUGCUAAAGAAGCUACCACAACUUUAUGCGAGCCGCAAAUCGCGAUUGAAGGGUGACUUACCCACAUGGAGUGAACAAUCCCUUUUCGGCUGGAUUCCUGUGUUGUACAAGAUUAGUGAUAUGCAGGUUUUGGAGUAUGCUGGGCUAGAUGCCUUCGUGUUUUUGGGAUUUUUCAAGAUGUCCAUCAAACUUCUGGCCGUGUGUUGUUGCUUCUCUGUUACCGUCAUCUCGCCCAUAAGAUAUUAUUUCACGGGAAGAUACGACGACGGAAAUGAGUACGCCUACAAGCUGAGGACAGCAGGUGAUGACCCCAUACCAGGAAAUGACGAUUCAGCACCAGAGGCUGUUGGCCUUUAUUUAUGGAUGUAUGUCCUUUUCACAGCCUUCUUCACAUUUUUGGCGCUUAAUUUGCUAGUGAAGCAAACUAAGCUAGUAGUCGAAACGAGGCAAAAUUUCCUUGGAAAACAGAAUACGGUCACGGACAGAACUAUAAGACUCACCGGAAUUCCGCCUGAGCUGAGGAACGAAAAAAUGUUGAAAAAGAGGGUAGAGGAAUUACAAAUCGGUAAAGUUUCUUCCAUUACCAUAUGCCGUGAAUGGGGUCAUCUUAAUAAGUUGAUUUAUUGCAGGGAUAAACUGUUAAGAAAGCUUGAGUUAAAAUAUAGCGAAAAUCCUGAAGCUUUGACUAAGUCCGCCCAUUACAAUGAAAAUUACAGAAUGCAUUCCGAGGAAGUGGCUAAUGCAACUUCAGAGAAUCAUUUUCCGGAUAUUCAAGAAAAUGUUCAAGAAGAUGAGGGGGAAGAAUCGAACCAGCUUUAUUCCCAAAUACACCUUAAAGGCCGCCAGACCAUAAGGACGGGGUUCCUUGGAUUGGUGGGUCCAAAGGUUGAUGUGAUAGAUUAUUUGGAGAAACAAUUGAAGUUUAUCGACGAAGAAAUAAAGGAUGCUAGAGCUAAAAGCUAUCCAGCAACCCCGACAGCUUUCGUAACGAUGGACUCUGUUGCGAACGCCCAAAUGGCGGCUCAAGCUGUGCUGGAUCCAAGGGUGCAUUUUUUUAUGACGAGAUUGGCGCCUGCUCCCCAUGACGUCAAAUGGGACAACAUCUGCCUAUCAAGAAAGGAGAGAUCUAUGAAAAUGUAUUCGAUAACAGUUUUCAUUGGAUUGUGCAGCUUUUUCUGGGUUAUUCCAGUUUCUUAUCUUGCCACUCUCUUGAACUUGAAAACAAUCACGAAGUUCUGGCCUGAGCUAGGUCACUUUUUAAGGUCAAACCGGUGGGCGGAGAAUAUUGUGACGGGCCUGCUGCCAACUUACAUAUUCACCCUUUUGAACGUAGGAAUACCUUAUUUCUACAGUUUCCUGACCUCCAAACAGGGUCUCAUUUCCUACAGCGAGGAAGAGACAUCCCUAGUUUCCAAAAACUUCUUCUAUAUUUUUGUUAAUCUGUUUUUGGUCUUCACCUUGGCAGGUACGGCGUCGAAUUAUUGGGGAUAUUUGAGCGAUACAACCAAGAUCGCGUAUCAGCUCGCUACUUCAGUAAAGGAAUUUUCUUUGUUUUACGUGGACCUCAUUAUUCUGCAGGGCAUUGGAAUGUUUCCUUUCAAAUUGCUUCUUGCUGGGAGUUUAAUAGGCUUUCCAUUUGUCAAGAUCAAGUGUAAAACACCCAGAAUGCAGCGCGACCUUUACAAGCCACCCAUUUUCAAUUUUGGUCUCCAGCUGCCACAGCCUAUACUGGUGCUGGUUAUAACGCUCAUUUACAGUGUUAUGAGUACGAAAAUUCUCGCUUCAGGCCUAACUUACUUCGUGAUUGGAUUUUAUGUUUCGAAGUAUCAGCUGGUCUUCGCAACCGACCACCUGCCACACUCAACUGGAAAAGUAUGGCCCUUGAUAUAUAGACGUGUUAUUCUUGGGCUUUUGCUGUUUCAGUUAACAAUGGCUGGUACAUUGGCAGGCUUUCGUGGCGGAUGGGUACUCUCCUGUUGUUUAUCACCACUACCUUUCAUUACAUUGACAUAUCUAUGGGACUUUGAGAAAAACUAUCUUCCGCUCUCUAAUUUCAUAGCGCUGAGCUCUGUUCGGGAACACGAGCGCGACCAACAUAUGACCUCAGAACCAGUCGAAAGUGAAUCUUACGAAUACCCCUACUUAGUAUCGCCUUUGGAUAGACCGCUGGUUCGCUAG
Lachancea mirantina is the source of this 2295-nucleotide messenger RNA. NCBI's taxonomy places the organism in Eukaryota, Fungi, Ascomycota, Saccharomycetes, Saccharomycetales, Saccharomycetaceae. The record is from the annotation of a GenBank genome assembly.